Drosophila serrata is the source of this 889-nucleotide messenger RNA. RefSeq names its product chymotrypsin-2. Gene Ontology annotation, biological process: proteolysis. Lineage: Eukaryota; Metazoa; Arthropoda; Insecta; Diptera; Drosophilidae. The record is from RefSeq and is a predicted model, not a curated record. Gene Ontology annotation, molecular function: serine-type endopeptidase activity.
GAUGAGAGCGCUAAUUUAGUCUAACGAUGUGGUCGAGUGGAGAUAUUAACCUGACGGUGGGAAUUGCCCUCCUGGCCAUUGCAGGCGUUGUCCAGGCAGCUCCACCCAUGGGCCGUGUGGUCAAUGGAACGGAUUCCAGUGUGGAGAAGUAUCCUUUUGUGAUUUCAAUGCGAGGUCCUACUGGCUCCCAUUCCUGCGGCGGUUCUAUUAUUUCCAAGCAGUUUGUCAUGACUGCCGCCCAUUGCACCGCUGGACGCACUGCUGCACAGCUCAGCGUCCAAUAUGGAGUGACCACCAUCAAUUCGGCAGGUCCGAAUGUCGUUCGUGUCAAGAAGAUCAUUCAGCAUGAGGGAUAUAACCCGAAUAACAACUAUGCCAAUGAUAUUUCCCUGCUGAUGUUGGAGGAACCUUUAAAAUUCGAUGGCGUCACUGUGGCUGCCGUAAAAUUGCCCGAGCUUGCUUUUGCCACACCUCAAACAGACGCCGGUGGCGAGGGAGUGCUCAUCGGUUGGGGUCUAAAUGCGACCGGUGGCUACAUCCAAAACAAUCUGCAGGAGGUGGGUCUGAAGGUCUACUCGGAUGCAGAGUGCACUCUCCGGCAUGAGGGCAGAACAGAUCCUAGAUACCACAUCUGUGGCGGAGUGGAUGAGGGCGGUAAGGGUCAGUGCAGUGGGGAUUCUGGUGGUCCGCUGAUCUACCAAGGUCAGCAGGUGGGCAUCGUGUCCUGGAGCAUCAAGCCUUGCACUGUGGCCCCCUUUCCUGGUGUCUACUGCAAGGUGAGCCAGUAUGUUGAUUGGAUCAAAAAGAAUCAAAUCAUAUUGGCCUAGUCAUACCCAUUAUCGGUUAAUUGAUAUAAGGCAGCAAUAAAUCACUGAUUAAAUGGAUUUGA